Messenger RNA from Elaeis guineensis (African oil palm), 552 nucleotides. RefSeq lists its product as uncharacterized. NCBI's taxonomy places the organism in Eukaryota, Viridiplantae, Streptophyta, Magnoliopsida, Arecales, Arecaceae. The record is from RefSeq and is a predicted model, not a curated record.
GGUGCAUCUCACUGUUCCUAGCGGCACAGCAGGGAGAGAUGAGCGGGUUUGGGGGGGCUUUUUGGGGGACGCGGGCGCUGGAGAUCGUGAAGCGGAACAAUUCGCCCGGUCUUCUGUGGAAGAGGAUCAAGCUCACCACCACCCGCAAGGCCAACGCCAAGAAGCGCCUCCGCCGCGUGUGGCAGAAUGAGGCAGUCUUCAGAGUUUGUUCUGAACCACCAUCAGCAAAAAUAUCAAAUAGUGCUACUGCAGUUAAGGGAGGACAUAAGUAGCCUGGAAACCGGAUCCGGAGGAUAUUGAGCAUCCAAUAGGCCCUCAAAGGGUUUGCUUUCAUGAUUCGAAGCUUCAUGCAACCAAAUAUUCUUCUUUGUCCAAUUUCUAAUUAAGAGAACUUUGUUGAUUCUCCUUGGAUUAGGAGGAUGUCAAUAUGUUAGCGUUGUAUUAGUCCUUUUUCACUAUUAAUUUGGGUUUCCAAUAUGAUCCAUCUUCUAAAGGUUGUUAUCUUCUUUUGAUCCUUAUUAAAGCCACUAGAUUUGAUUCUCUUGUUAGCUA